Messenger RNA from Drosophila willistoni, 616 nucleotides. Its product is annotated as sex-regulated protein janus-A. Gene Ontology annotation, biological process: peptidyl-histidine dephosphorylation. Bases 91 to 531 code for a protein of 146 amino acids. Lineage: Eukaryota; Metazoa; Arthropoda; Insecta; Diptera; Drosophilidae. The transcript has 3 exons. Gene Ontology annotation, cellular component: cytosol. Gene Ontology annotation, molecular function: protein histidine phosphatase activity. The record is from RefSeq and is a predicted model, not a curated record.
GACCUUCAGUUAUUCAUUCAGAAUUGUAUUUUUGUAUCGUUAAUACUUCUAGACGUAAAUAAAAAUAAAAAAUAAAAUUUUAUUUCCAAUAUGUAUAAGUUAAACAAAUUAUUAUUGCCCUCUUGGCGUCCAAUGAUGUGCGCUUCGCGUCUGUAUUGCGAUAAACAAGUACGGGAUCUCACCAAUUUUCCAUUGAUUAAAAUGUCGGAAGGUAAAUUUAAAUACAUUAUGGCUCAAGUCUAUAUACAUGGCGCAAUGGCCAGUGCCAGGGAAGUGAUACGGGGCAGUAGUUCACAAAAAUAUCAUAUUGAUAUCUAUGAUACUCUUCGUAAGGAGGCAAAGCAAUACGAUCUGUGCACCCAAUGCACUGGCGGUGGAUAUAUUGUCCAUGAUAGCCAAAAUAAGUACCUUAAGAUCUAUGGUCGUUCUCAGGCCAUGGGCAAGGCAGACCAUGAGAAAACUCGGGAGAUCCUGUCCGAGAAAUAUCCAGGCUACAAGAUCGAUGCAGAACCUGGAGAUUUUGAAGAGUAAACAAUGCAAGCGACAACGUGCAAAGGGCACCAUAAUCCAAAAUUCAAUUUUAUGAAUCGAAAUUAAUAUAAGUAAAUUUAAAAUA